AUGCAGUACGUCGCCUCCUACCUGCUGGCCACCCUCGGGGACAAUGCGUCCCCCAGCACCAAAGACAUCAAGAAAAUCCUAGACAUCGUGGGCAUCGAGGCCGAUGGCGACCGGCUCAACAAGGUCAUCAAUGAGCUGAACGGGAAGAACAGUGAAGACGUUAUUUCCCAGGGUAUUGGCAAGCUUGCCAGUGUGCCUGCGGGUGGUGCUGUGGCCGUUUCGGCUGCCCCGGGCUCAGCUGCUCCUGCUGCCGCCUCAGCCCCAGCUGCAGCAGAGGAGAAGAAAGAUGAGAAGGAGGAGGAAUCUGAGGAGCCAGGUGACGAUGUGGGCUUUGGCUUGUUUGACUAA
This is a messenger RNA of Echinops telfairi (small Madagascar hedgehog), 348 nucleotides long. Its product is annotated as 60S acidic ribosomal protein P2-like. Lineage: Eukaryota; Metazoa; Chordata; Mammalia; Afrosoricida; Tenrecidae. The record is from RefSeq and is a predicted model, not a curated record. The transcript has a single exon. Gene Ontology annotation, biological process: cytoplasmic translational elongation. The coding region runs from base 1 to 348 and encodes 115 amino acids. Gene Ontology annotation, cellular component: ribosome; cytosolic large ribosomal subunit. Gene Ontology annotation, molecular function: structural constituent of ribosome.